AUGCCCAUAAGAGAUCUCGUUGCAUGGAAUGCGAUGCUUCAUGGGUAUCGUGAAGAUGGGAGGGUGGACAAUGCUGUGAAGUUGUUUGAGAAAAUGCCUUCUCAAAAUGUGAUUUCAUGGACUUCAAUGAUUGCUGGGCUUGACCAAAAUGUCAAGAGUGAAGAAGCUUUAAUUGUUAUUGAGAGAAUGUUCAAGCAUGAAGAUGGCCUAAAGGUGUUCAGUGAUAGGAUGAGAACAAGUGUUCUUCUUGAUCAAUCUUCUUUUGUAAGUGCUUUGAAUUCUCGCUAUAGUUUAGAGUCUCAGAUUGAGGGUGAUAUCUUUAGAUUAAGAGUGACUAUGAGGGAUAGAGGGAUUGUGAAGCAACCAAGUAGCAGUCGGUUGAAGGAGUUGGAUCAUGUUCCGGAUAAGAUAUUCUCUUUCCAUGACAUUAAAGACAAACAGAAGGAAGAGUCAUUAUCUUACCAUAGUGAAAGGCUUGCUGUUCCAUUUGCAUUGAUUAGUACUGUCAAGGAUGGUAUGAUUGUUGAUUGUGAGAUUGUUGUGACAAAUUCCAGCCGCUUUGGUCACUUCAGGGGUGGCAUUUGCUCUUGUGGGGAUUAUCAGUACCAAGGGCAUGAGGUGGAAUUUGAGGCUAAGGACCCUGAUGAAAAACCCGAGGAGAAGAACCCGAAGAGGAGUAUCCGAAGGAGAACCCCGAGGAUGAUCCAGAGUAGGAUCCUAAUGACUUUUGCUGUAAAAUCAAAUUGA
Molecule: messenger RNA, 747 nt
Organism: Eucalyptus grandis
Lineage: Eukaryota; Viridiplantae; Streptophyta; Magnoliopsida; Myrtales; Myrtaceae
Product: pentatricopeptide repeat-containing protein At5g46460, mitochondrial-like
Exons: 7
Coding region: 1-747 (248 amino acids)
Biological process (GO): RNA modification
Cellular component (GO): intracellular membrane-bounded organelle
Molecular function (GO): RNA binding; protein binding; zinc ion binding
Source: RefSeq, a predicted model, not a curated record